AGAAAAUACAAGACCACUUUAAGAGAUGCCACUUUUGCUAUUUAUUUAUUUAGAGAUUUAUAUCCUGCUUUAGGACCUCAGGCUCUUCCUUCUCACUCACCAACCUCUGCCAUUGCAGUAAGAAUGUGAGAAAAACUAUGGAAAGGCAGAUGAAGACUGUAGGCAUGUAUUGGGAGAAGGACUGGACAGGGAAGGGGAUACUUUCCGUGCAGUGCUUGGCUGCGUGCAUCUUAAAGGGAAGCUACAGGCUGUUUCUAACGCUCUUUCUAACUCACUGAUGGGUGAAUCACUGCAGAAUGGGAUGGUAACUAAAGAUCUGACGAGGCUGAAAAACCUUCUUGUUGAAACAGAGGCAGCAGCUUGUAAAAUACCCUCGGUACAUCAUGUGGAAGAGGUGGAAGAAGGAUGUCAUGAUGGCUGGCAAUUUCGCCCCCCACCCCGGGGAGUCACAAGUAGUGAAGAAUACACAUUAUGCAAAAGAUUUUUAGAGCAAGGAAUUUGCAGAUACGGUGCACAGUGUACUUCAGCACAUUCCCAGGACGAGCUGACCGAAUGGCAGAAACGAUACGCUUCCCGCUUGAUAAAGUUAAAACAACAAAAAGAAAACAAGCAAUGUUUGGGAAGUUACAUGGAAUCCUUAAUUGAAAAAUGGAUGAAUUCAUUAUCUCCUGAGAAAGUGCUCAGUGAAUGUCUUGAUGGAGUAAGAGUUGAACAUAACCCUGAAUUAUCAGUUACUGUCACCACCAAAAAAUCACACCAGAUGUGGACUUUUGCUCUUACAUGUAAGCCUGCAAGAAUGCUGUAUCGAGUGGCACUCCUUUAUGAUGCGCAUCGUCCUCAUUUUAGUAUCAUGGCAAUAUCGGCUGGAGACAGCACCACCCAAAUAAAUCAAGAAGUCCCAGAAAUCUGUCAGGAAUGGGUUGGAGGAAAGAUGACCCAGAAUGGAACAGAUCAUUCAGUGUACAAAAUCAGUGUAGCUUUUAGUACAGAAAUCUUUGGAACCUUUCGUCAAACUGUGGUAUUUGAUUUUGGGACUGAACCAGUUUUGAUGCAACGAGUGAUGAUUGAUGCUGCUUCAACAGAAGAUCUUGAAUACCGGAUGAAUGCACGGCAGCAACUGUUAACCACAGCCAAACGUUGGGAUUCCACUUCCAAGACAAUUGUAGAAUUUGAGCCAAACGAGACUACUGAAUUGGAUAAGAGCCUUCUGAUCAGAUAUCAGAUCCCUCUGUCUGCUGACCAGCUAUUUACACAGUCUGUCUUGGAUAAAUCAUUGACCAAGAGUAAUUAUCAGUCACGACUACAUGAUCUCCUUUAUAUUGAGGAAAUAGCGCAGUAUAAAGAAGUCAGCAAGUUUAACAUCAAAGUGCAGUUGCAGAUUGUGGCCAGCUUCAUGCUUACUGGUGUUUCUGGGGGUGCAAAGUAUGCCCAAAAUGGACAACUUUUUGGACGGUUUAAACUCACCGAAACCCUUUCUGAAGAUACUUUAGCAGGGCGACUGGUGAUGACCAAAGUCAAUGCUGUUUAUUUAUUACCGAUCACUAAAGAGAAGUCAGGGCUGACCCAAGGAACCAAAGAGAAAGUAUACGAAGCAAUUAUUGAAGAAAAAACAAAGGAAUAUAUCUUUCUGAGAAUAUCCAGGGACUGCUGUGAAGAGCUUAACCUUCGAGCAGAUUGUGAAAUGCAGGUCGAGCUUCAGUUUCAGUUAAACCGCUUACCCCUCUGUGAAAUGCACUAUGCCUUGGAUAGGAUCAAGGACAACGGUAUCCUGUUUCCAGAUGUCAGCAUGACCCCCACAAUACCUUGGAGUCCCAACAGGCAGUGGGAUGAGCAGUUGGAUCCUAGGCUCAAUGCAAAGCAGAAGGAGGCUGUUCUGGCCAUCACAACUCCACUGUCAAUUCAAUUGCCUCCAGUCCUUAUUAUCGGUCCUUACGGGACGGGCAAAACCUUCACUUUGGCUCAGGCAGUCAAACAAAUUCUCCAACAGCAGGACACUAGCAGGAUUCUCAUUUGCACCCAUUCUAAUAGUGCUGCUGAUCUCUACAUAAAGGAUUAUUUACAUCCAUAUGUAGAAGCAGGCAAUCCCCAGGCGAGACCUCUCAGGGUUUAUUUCAGAAAUCGCUGGGUAAAAACUGUCCACCCAGUUGUGCAUCAAUACUGUUUGAUUUCAAGCACACAUUCCACCUUUCAGAUGCCCCAGAAAGAAGACAUUCUUAAACAACGAGUAGUAGUGGUUACUUUGAAUACUUCACAAUAUCUGUGUCAGCUAGAUCUUGAGCCUGGGUUUUUUACACAUAUUCUGUUGGAUGAAGCCGCACAGGCAAUGGAGUGUGAGACUAUUAUGCCUUUAGCACUAGCAAAUAAAAGUACAAGAAUUGUCUUGGCUGGAGACCAUAUGCAGCUUAGUCCUUUUGUGUACAGUGAAUUUGCCAGAGAGAGAAAUCUUCAUGUUUCAUUACUUGAUCGUCUUUAUGAACAUUGCCCUGCAGAAUUUCCAUGCAGGAUCUUGCUGUGUGAGAACUAUCGCUCCCAUGAAGCUAUCAUCAAUUAUACUUCUGAGCUUUUCUACGAGGGCAAAUUGAUGGCCAGUGGAAAACAACCUGCACACAAAGAUUUUUAUCCUCUGACAUUCUUCACAGCACGGGGAGAAGAUGUACAAGAAAAGAACAGCACUGCUUUUUACAACAAUGCAGAGGUCUUUGAAGUAGUUGAACGUGUUGAAGAAUUGAGGAGGAAGUGGCCGGUAGCCUGGGGAAAGUUGGAUGAUGGCAGCAUAGGUGUUGUAACACCAUAUGCUGAUCAAGUGUUCCGAAUUCGGGCAGAGCUUCGGAAAAAAAGAUUGUCUGAUGUCAGUGUUGAAAGAGUGUUAAAUGUUCAGGGAAAGCAGUUUCGAGUGUUGUUUCUCAGCACAGUACGAACCCGACACACUUGCAAACACAAGCAAACAGCGAUGAAGCGGAAGGAACAUUUAUUGGAAGAUUCAACAGAGGACUUAGAUUAUGGUUUUCUGUCCAAUUACAAACUUCUCAACACAGCCAUUACAAGAGCACAGUCCCUAGUAGCUGUGGUGGGCGACCCAAUUGCUUUAUGUUCCAUUGGAAGAUGCAGGAAAUUUUGGGAAAGAUUUAUUGCCCUGUGUCAUGAUAAUGAAAGUCUUCACGGUAUCACAUUUGAGCAGAUCAAGGCUCAAUUGGAAGCGCUGGAAUUAAAGAAAACCUAUGUAUUGAAUCCGCUGGCUCCCGAGUUUAUUCCACGGGCUCUGCGACAGCAGCAUUCAUCAAACACCAAUAAACCACAGCAAUCGCCACCAAAGGUAAAAAGCCAUCAUCAUAACCAUAGUGACCAUUUUCACACUGAUGGAAUUGUUCAGCCAACGGCUUCUGUCUUAAUUGGAAAUCCUGUCAGAGCGUAUACCCCACCACCGCCACCCCCUCCUCCUCCUGGGCCUCAUCCUAACCUGGGGAAGUCUCCCAGUCCUGUACAACGGAUAGAUCCUCACACUGGGACAAGCAUUCUUUAUGUACCUGCUGUUUACGGAGGAAAUAUGGUCAUGUCUGUGCCUUUACCUGUACCAUGGACAGGGUAUCAGAGUAGAUUUGCAGUUGAUCCUCGAAUCAUUACUCAUCAAACAGCCAUGGCAUAUAAUGUGAAUCUUUUACAAGCACAUGGACGUGGGUCCCCCAUUCCCUAUGGUCUUGGACAUCAUUCACCAGUUAGUAUAGGACAACAGCAGCUUCAUCAUUCAGAGAAAGAACAACUUGAACUAAAUCGAAACAGCAAAAAUGAACCUGGUGCUGGACCUGAAAUCAGUAAAAUUCGGACACCUGAGAAAAACUCUUUAGAAGCCAAACAGGUUGACUUAGAAGCAAAUCCCCAAAAUAGAAGCCCUGAAUCGCGUUCCAGUUCUUCUUAUCCUAAUUCUAAAUUUCACCGCAAAGAUAAUCUUAACCCCAGGCAGCUGAACAUUCACCUCACUCCUCCCCAAGCCCAGUACGCUGUUCCUAGCCGCCCCUUCCAGCACUUAGCCCAAAUUUCAAGGCAUCCAUAUCCUGUGCCACCGCAACCAAACCUCUUAAGUCAACAGCAGAAUCAUUUGUCUGAACAACAUAACCAAAUGCCUCCUCCGCAGAGCCAGAUAGUCCAGCAACACAAUCAUUUAAAUCAGCAGCCGCAACCACCAUCUUCACAGCUCUCUCCUGCCUUUCCAACUGGCCCCAGCCAGUCUUUCUUUAAAAAUCCGGUUCCACAUAGACCUCAUUCCCCUGGUACAGACACUUCGGUUUUAGAACAGCUCCCUCCAUCUGUGCUGCAAGAUGUCAGUAGCCCCCUGAGACCCAUUGCACAGCCUAACCUCAUGAUGCCAUCCCAUUUGAACCACUUCAUUGAAGAGAAUCCUCCAGGAGUGUCUGUGGGAGAACCAUUAGAUCGUAUUCAUGGAAAUUUAGCUUUGGAAACCUUAAGGCAACAGCAAGCAAGACUACAGCAAUGGAAUGAGCAUAAUGCCUAUCUCAGUCAGGGCAAUAUUUCUUAUUCUCAUCAUCACCACCCUCACUUAUCCCACCUUUCUCAGCAGUCCAUGGGACUGCAUCAGCAGCCAGUCAGGGCAAACUGGAAACUUGCCAACAAUAUUGAAGACGAAACGGAGGCAACAUAUUCAAGAUUCCAGGAUUUGCUUCGAGAGCUCUCCCACCGUGAUCAAACUGAAAACAGGGACCUCGUUGAAAUGCCGCCACCUCAAUCAAGACUUUUGCAAUAUAGACAAGUGCAGCCCAGAAGUCCACCAGCACUCCUCUCUCCUACAUGCAACUCAAACCACAGUGGCCACUUUCCUAAUUUCUCUGAGAGUAGAGACCUUGAGAUCUCUAACAAUCCAGCAUUUCAGCAGCAUUUGCCUCAAAUGUACAAUCCCCCUUUCUCAGUGCCAUCUGAACACCUGACCCCACCUUCCUUGAAAUACCUGCAGCCAGAUGGAUCAUGGACCUAUGCUAAUUUACACCAGAGUCAUCUCAUGGGGCAAGGCUUUCAUUAUGGUAUACCUCCAUUGCCUCAUAGAUCACAACCGAACCCUUUUAUACAAAUACAAAAUCAUCAGCACGCAGUUGGUCAGGAACCAUUUCACCCCCUCACUUCACGAGCAGUAUCUGCUUCUUCUCUGCAUAGCUUAGAAGAGUAUGAACCAAGAGGACCUGGCAGGCCAUUGUACCAAAGAAGAAUGUCAUCUAGUUCAACCCAGGCUUGUUCUGAAGGUUUAAAUACUCCUCCAGAUAAUGUUGGACAGUGUCAAGAGCUUCAGGACCAGAGUAACCCCUCCUCUUUCAAUUAUUCACCCCCCGAAUGGUGGGUCAACUCUUCUUCAUCAGCCCCCUAUCAGAACAUUCCAUGCAACGGAUCCAACAGAGCAAUCCCACCAAGAGAACAGUUAGUUCCUCCGAAGACUAUCAAAUCCCCCGAGGAACAGAUGAAGGUUGAAAACAUCCCGUUGUCCAGUUCUUUUAACUACAAUGUACUCCAGCAUCUGGGCCAGUUCCCACCCCUCAUGCCCAACAAGCAGAUUGUGGAAUCCAACAGCAACAGCCAGCCCAAUGCUGGGUUGAACAAACCUGCCAUGUCCUACGCAAGUGCUCUGAGGGCUCCUCCCAAACCCAGACCCCCUCCUGAGCAGGCAAAAAAGAAUAGUGAUCCCUUGUCUCUGUUUCAGGAACUUAGCCUAGGUAGUUCAUCAGGUAGCAAUGGCUUCUACUCCUAUUUUAAAUAAUCAGACUAUUUUUGUAGAGACAUUUUAAUUUUUAUUUCUGUGAGUAGAUUUAAAAUAGCUGGGGCUGCACCUGCAGGCACCAUCGUUUCUCUCUGUUUAUAUUAGUAAAUAUAUUUUGGUUUAAUGGCUUUGCUGCUAGACUUGAAGCUAAUUCUUUUUAAAUUAUAUUCCACUAUUUUACUUUCUUUUUGAUGUGGGUCAGAAGUUUGAGAAAAAAAAAUCCCUAGAAAAAAAAAACUUUUAAAAAUUAUGUAACUUUAUCUAUGUGUUGCAUUAAAGCUAGCAGCUGAAAAGUUAACUGUGCAACUUUAAAAAAAAUAUAUAAACAUUAAAAAAAAAGUUGUCUAAAUUGUAUUUAAAAAUGUAAGUAGCAUUUACAUUUAUUCAAUAACAUUUAGCAUACUGUGCUGGGUUUCUGUACCAGAAAUGGCCAGUUAAUGUACAAAUGUAUGUUAUGUCUGCUUAAAUUGUUUAUUUUUUUUUUAAAUAAAGAUGCAGCAUCUUAUAUUUACAUUCAGUUUUAUCAGAUUUCUGUGAAGGGAUGCUGCAUUCUAAGACUUUUAUAGUUUUAGAAUCUGUAUGAUGUGGUUAUAGUAAUUUCCUUUCUAGGAUGAAGUGAAGGCCUUUGCUGCAGACCCAGAUACUACUCUUUUGCAAUUAAACAAAAAAUUAGUGGUCAACCUAAAGAUGAACAAUUCAUGUUGUUGUUGUUUUGACAAGCUACUCAUUCAGCUUGUUGGAGGGAUUAAUUUAAUAGGUUUUUAAACAGAAAUCAUGAAUUGACAAAAAUUGAUAUAUUGGGUGCUUAGUAGUUGAAUAGCUAUUUUAAAAAAAUCCAAUUGAAUGAACUUAAGAAAAAUAAUUGAAUCCCCCUCCCAACUAUGCACGUUAAAUGUUUGUAAUUUAGUUUCUUCCCCUCUGAUUUUUCCAGUGGUAUGAGUAUUGUGCCACUUUAAGGGUUUUUCUUCUUUUUUCCAUCAAAAGAUUUUGGUACAUGAUUUGAUGUUUACCUUAAAUGUGACAUUAUCCACAAAUAUUCAAAUAUUUUGCUAACUGUUUUGUUUGAGGAACUUCAUUAAAGAAGAUUUUUAUGUUUGCCAAAGCUGUAUCCAAAUUAAUCCCAGCCUUGGGGAAGAAGAGUUGUGGGGAAGGUUUGGGGAAGCAGUAUGAAUGACGUGGUUAUUUAUAUUCUUGUAUCUUCUGUCAAGGCCUUUUGCCACUAUAUAUUGAAAGAAAAAUCUAUAAAAGACUGUACAGCAAUAUGUUACAAAAUUUGGGGGAAGAAUUAGGGUAACCUUUACCUUUACGAUUUUGGUCUUGUACACUGUUCAUACUUUUGAAAGAAAUCUUUUUUAACUUCAACGGAGGCAUGGCCUCCUUUACACUUGAAAAGAUCUCUUUGAUCAGGGACAAUUAAUUUUUAUCAACUAUUUAUUUUGAUUUCCCAUUAUAAGCGAUAUUUUCAAAAAUAUAGUUUUAAAGUUUCUUCCCACGACUGUUUAAAACUGGGCUUCAUUUACAGGGAUGUUUGUUUUUGCUUUGUCGAGCUACUGUAUUUGCUGCUGUAUCAAAUCUAAUAUUUGCUUUGGUUUCAGUCCCUUCAUACCUGUUGGAUUUUAUACGUUGUGAUGGUGACAUCUCGGUUUGACUGAAAUCUGUGUCACUUUUUUCUUAUUGAUUUCAGAUAACUAAGGAACUUUCUAUAAAAGAUAUGCAUACUAACUUAAUGUGCUGCAAUAUUUUAAUGGCUGCUGGGCUCAGAAAUGGGUGAAGCUAAAUAAAGCUGUUAUAAAACCAAACAAAAUGAAA
This is a messenger RNA of Pantherophis guttatus, 7564 nucleotides long. RefSeq names its product helicase with zinc finger (gene HELZ). Gene Ontology annotation, cellular component: cytosol; P granule. Gene Ontology annotation, molecular function: helicase activity; metal ion binding. NCBI's taxonomy places the organism in Eukaryota, Metazoa, Chordata, Lepidosauria, Squamata, Colubridae. Gene Ontology annotation, biological process: regulatory ncRNA-mediated post-transcriptional gene silencing. The record is from RefSeq and is a predicted model, not a curated record.